Pygocentrus nattereri (red-bellied piranha) is the source of this 2143-nucleotide messenger RNA. RefSeq names its product WD repeat domain 13 (gene wdr13). Lineage: Eukaryota; Metazoa; Chordata; Actinopteri; Characiformes; Serrasalmidae. The record is from RefSeq and is a predicted model, not a curated record. The transcript is spliced from 10 exons. Gene Ontology annotation, cellular component: nucleus. Bases 178 to 1626 code for a protein of 482 amino acids. Gene Ontology annotation, molecular function: protein binding; promoter-specific chromatin binding.
CGACUGUCUACUUCAGAUUUCACUUCACGGGGACAAAGGGGCUUCUCCCAGGCGAUGACAGAACCCACACCAGCCGUCCAGUCACGUCUCCCUCAGGACUGAUGGUCUGAUCCAGCUGGCCCGGCUCGUCCAUUCACGGGACCUGGCGUGAACCCUGCUGCCCUCAGCUUGUGUGGAAUGGCUGCAGUUUGGCAACAAGUGCUGGCAGUGGACGCAAGGUACAAUGCUUACCGCACGCCUACGUUCCCCCAGUUCCGCACGCAGUACAUCCGCCGGCGCAGCCAGCUGCUCCGCGAGAACGCCAAGUGUGGCUUUGAGCCGGGGCUGCGCAGGCAGUACCUGCGUCUGCGCAGCCAGCUGCUCGCCCUGCGAUACGGGCCGCUGUCAGAGCAGAGCAGCUUCAGAGCCAGCAGUGUGCGCAGCUCCCGCACCACACUGGACCGCAUGGAGGACUUUGAGGAGGACCCCCGUGCUCAGGGUGCUCGAGGUCAUCGGCGGUCAGUGAGUCGUGGUUCUUACCAGCUGCAGGCCCAAAUGAACAGAGCGGUGUACGAGGAGAGGCCUCCGGGCAGCCUGGUGCCCACUUCUGUGGCAGAGGCGAGUCGUGCUAUGGCAGGUGACACCACUCUCAGUGAGAAUUAUGCCUUCGCUGGCAUGCACCACAUCUUCGACCAACAUGUCGACUCAGCUGUUCCUCGGCUACAGUUUGCCAAUGACGACAAGCAUCUCCUUGCUUGCUGCUCGUUGGACGGCACCUUAUCAAUCAUGACUCUGUCCCCAUCCCCGCCGACUGUAAAGGUGACGCUGAAAGGACAUGCAGGGCCUGUGACUGACUUCGCCUGGUCGCUUAGCAACGACAUCAUUGUGUCCACAUCACAGGACGGCACAUUACGCAUCUGGAACACAGAGGAUGGACGCUGCAUCCGUGAAGUGGUCGAUCCAGAGGCCAGCGAGCUGCUCUGCUGCACAUUCCAGCCCAUGAACAACAACCUCACUGUGGUUGGCAACAGUAAACACCUGCUGCAGGUGGUGAACAUCUCUACAGGGAAGAAAGUAAAGGGAGGCUCCAGUAAACUGACUGGUCGGGUGCUGUCUCUCUCGUUUGAUGCUCCAGGAAGAAUCCUGUGGGCAGGGGAUGAUAGAGGGAGCAUCUUCUCCUUCCUCUUUGACAUGGCUACAGGGAAGCUGACCAAAGCCAAGAGGCUGGUGGUGAGUGAGGGAAGCUCCAUCUCCAGCAUCUCUGCCCGUUCCUGGAUCAGCCGAGAGGCUCGGGACCCUUCUUUGCUUAUCAAUGCCUGCAUCAACAAACUGCUGCUCUACAGGGUUGUGGAUAAUGAAGGCACCCUGCAGCUGAAGAGGAGCUUCCCCAUCCAGCAUAGCUCCCAGCCUCUCCAUAGCAUCUUCUGUCCACUCAUGUCCUUCAGGCAGGGAGCCUGUGUUGUGACCGGCAGUGAAGAUGCUUGUGUCUAUUUCUUCGACGUGGAGCGCAACACUAAGGCCAUCGUAAACAAGCUGCAGGGUCACAGCGGCCCUGUGCUGGAUGUCAGCUUCAACUGUGACGAGAGCCUGCUGGCCUCAUCUGAUGCAACGGGCAUGGUCAUCAUCUGGAGACGUGAGCAGAAGUAACCACAGCGACACCACACUUCCACGGCCCCAGCAACAGCAGCUUCAGUGCUUGUCACUUCCAGUCGUGUGCAAUUGACAAUUUAUAACCCUGCUGUAAAGAACGCUGACAGAGGGUCCAGGCAGAUUCACUGUGUCUGGUCUUGUGACGCUGUUCAAAAUGAGGUGGAGCUAUUUGUUUGUCUGAUGCCAGAAAGUUUCACAUAUCCUGUCACCCUUGUGCGACGUUGUUAGUUAGAGUGUUGCGCUUGCUUGAGACUAUGUGAGAAAAUACAUCAGUGCUUUACAGUCAAAAUGUAUACAUUAAGUUAAUGGCCUAACAAAGGAGAGGGUUAUUUAAUAAUGGUAUGCUAUGGAUAAUGUGAUGUGUAUGUGUGUGUAUGUAUUUGCUAGGAAGUCAUUGCUGGAGUGAGUUAGUGUCAUUGAAUGUUUUAAUAUGGAUGAGGUCAACUGGCUUACAUGACAACACUACUGUAUUUAUGCCUUGUUAAAAAGUAAUAAAUUACAUCACAUUCACUGA